Messenger RNA from Drosophila simulans, 2190 nucleotides. RefSeq lists its product as uncharacterized. The coding region runs from base 14 to 2047 and encodes 677 amino acids. The transcript has a single exon. The record is from RefSeq and is a predicted model, not a curated record. NCBI's taxonomy places the organism in Eukaryota, Metazoa, Arthropoda, Insecta, Diptera, Drosophilidae.
AGACGAUACCGCAAUGAUGCGCACACGGGCUGCGGAGCACCGAGGAUCUAAGAGGUCCUUGGCAGGUCAGAGCUUUCAAGAGCUCUCUGUGUGCCAGGAACCCGACCCGCUAAACACCUAUUUGGAGAAACCACUUGCCCUGUACCAGUGGAUGCGGUGGCGCAACUGCAAGACCCAUAAGCCGCACCUAGAGGAAACAUACCCCAGCAUUCUACCGCCUAUAUCCAAAUGCGACAAUGCCAAGACUCUGAAAUACGUUGAAGAUGCCAUGGAGGCCAACAAAUGCAAAGAAUACGUCAAGGAAGAUGUGCUGACCGUGUGGAACCACAGUCCCCAAAAGGAAUCCUUGGUGUGGUAUGGCGUUAAAUCGCAGUACCCGUCUCCACAGGCCGUCCUCUAUGACCGCGCUUUGAAAAAGAGUCUAAAGGCGGCUAGUCUUGCGCCUAAGCCGCCAAAGAAGUCAAACAUAAAGCCUAAAUGGCAACUUCAGAAGAAGCCCCCCCAGCCUGGCGCUUUUGUUCUAAAUCGAAGAUGUCUGAAGGCCAAGCUCGACAGGAUGCCAAACAUAAAACGCCAACUGAAGUCGAACAACGUCUUCACCUGGCUUCACUGUCCUCAGCCAGCGGAUCCGAGCAAUCCCUUUGAAGAUAGCGCCGUCUAUCCAGCGAUCAGCAUAGAACAGGCGAUGGACAUGGCGAAACCGGAAAAGCCUCCCAAACAUGGCCUCAGACGUAAGCAUUGGUACUGCCCCCCGAAAUGCGGCGAGGCAGAGAGCAAGUGCACCGAUUACGAGUGGGCCAAGUACAAGAUGGAUCCCCGGCCCUACAACGAGGCCUUCCAACGCGAGAUUGCAAACCAAAAGGCCUUAAAGCAACCGGAGCCCCGCAACUACGAUGAACUGUACAAAUCGCUGGUAACUUGUUUUGUUCAAGACCCGAAUGGAAAGAAUGAUCUCUGCGAAGCGCUGGAGAAGUGCUGCAGGGAUCCCAAAGAUCCACCUGCCCAGGGUUGCAGCGAGUUCGUUCCGGAUGGCGCCGGAGGAGAUGGUAAGUCGACCGCUGAUAAGGACAAGGGUAGGGAUAAAGACAUGGACAUUGACAAAGACGAGGUCCUUGACAAAGACAAAGACAAGGACAUUGACAAAGACAAGGUAAAAGACAAAGCUAAAAAGGGUGAUGGUGACAAUGAAAAUGAAGGUAUCGGAGACGGUGACGGUGAAAAAGGAGGAAAGAACGAUAAGGGCAAGCACGAAAAGGGUGAUGGCGAAGGUAACAAGGGAUCUGAAAAAGAUGGAGGGGAGAAAAAACCGGGAAAACAGAACGAAGUAAAAGAAAAAGACAAAGACAAAGGCAAGGAAAAAAAGACUAAAGAUCAAAACUUUAGAUCCUCUGAAGACGGUCAUUCAGGUAAAAAAACUCCCCAAAGUAAAGAUACUACUCACGCGACCGAAGAAAGUCACCGUGGUGAUGGCGACGGUGGUCCUGAUAGCGAAGACAAUAGGGAAAAAGACAAAAACCAAUCUGACAGGAAAAGUGGUAAAAUAGAUGAAAACCAGGAAAAAGACAAGGACAAGGGCAAAGGUAAGGAGAAAGGCACGAAUAAAAAGGGCAAAGGAAAAAAGAAAGCGAAAGGUAAAGGUGAGGAUAAGAAUACCAAGGAUGGCCGGAGUGAAAAGGACUGCCCCUGCGAGAUCUGUUGUCCGCCAAAAGAAGAGGACACUCCGCUGAUCAAGGAGAUGCGCCGGCGGGAUCGAGAGCGCCAGGUGCGCGAUUACCUCCGCCAAAUGCGCCACCGGGAAUACAUGGAGUGCAAGGACCACGAAUACCCGAGCCCGCACCAUAAGUGUGACCCAAUCCAGUGCAACAACCAGUUCUGUAGCAAUCCCCGAAUGCAAACUCAUUUCGCCAGAGUCCAGGCCGUGCGAAGCUUGCAGCAGAUCCUGCGGAGAAGAAAUCGACAAGGCGAUGUCAAACUCUCCAACGAUCUGGACGCACUUUUAGCAAGGCUGUGCAACAGCCUGACAAUAAGUGAUGGUCACUGCAGAUGACCCCGCUUCGACUGUGUUUUGGUGAUGUCUAACGAGUCCGAGUCCGCAUUUAUAACUAGUGCUUAAGUUUUAGUGUCAUUACGGUAUUGUGAUUUAAAGCGAUCUUAAUUGCGUCCUUUAAAUAAACUCGAAUCCCAAGCUGA